AUGGGCUUAUUGAGCUUCUUAAAACGGGAGAAUGAGCGCCUCAAGGCUCCCUUGAGAGCUCAGGCCUACCACAACACAACUGCCUCGAAGCCUCCUGUCAAAGGCACUUAUCCGGUCGCUGGGGACGGGCCAAAAGAUGCGCCGGUACGGAAGCAUGUUCCCAGGAGGAUAGACACCAAUGCACCGAAGAAACCGGUGGUACAAGAUGAAGCGGCUGAGGAGGACGAUGUUGAUGCUGCCCCAACUCCAUUUGUACCCAGAUUCAACGAGCCAGUCCUGGAGCUUCGGCCGCCGACUUCCAACGAGUUGCGCCCGCCUUCGCGGUCAGGCUUGGCUCAUCAGCGCAUGUCGAGCUGGCUAAAGCGGGACUCAUCCAGCGGAUCGCCCCUAUUAAUAAAACGGCAGCGCCCGGCCUCGAUGCUAGCAUCACACAGAUCGGUCCCCGAGAAACUGAACUCGGUAGAGGAAAUCUCAUUCCAACCGAACCCCGCCGUAAAGCCGCCACCGCUUCCGCGCCUAACAACCCAUCGCCGCGGCGCCUCAAUAUACAGUUCGACCACUUCUACUACAGCCGCCUCAAAGGGAGGCUUUGUCGACAUCCUCGAUGCCCAGUCUGAAAUUAAGCCCUCCAGCUUUCGAAGUCGAGUCCAGGCAACUGGCGCAAGGGAUUAUGGCGAGGAUGUCGCCGAUCGAAACAUCGCUCUUAAUGUUUCGGAGCCUCCUCUCGCUUCCAGACGCACUUUAUCCUACUACACCCCUUCCACUACUACGACAACAACAACAGAAACCCCCUUUCAUCUUCGCCGGCUCCCCAUGUCUCGCGAAGCGUCACAAGGUCUUUUCCUGGACAGCCAUCGAUAUUAUGCCGCCUCUGACGCCGACGAGCUGGAGAGGACUAACACAGUAAUGUCCUCCCCGCGUGCCGUCCCUAGAGCGCGACCUGUGAGCUCAGCUGGCUUCGUCCCGUUCCCAUCUCGGGGCCAUGCCUAUGCUCCUAGAGAAGCCGGUACGGCUCCCAGGCCUCGCCUGGUCGGUAUGAUCAACUCUAGCCAUGCCGGAUACAUGUCAGAUUAUCAGCCUCGGGGACGGCAUUCGAGACUGGCAAGCAGAUCCAACAGCAUUACCGCUAAUGAUGUUACGAGCAACAGUUCCAGGGCGCCAAGCCUUAACCGCGGAUACCAAUCCGACAGCCGAGCCAUGCAGAGGCCGAAGACCAGCUAUCAAAUGUAUGGCAAUAAUGAAUUGGGUAUUUAUUCUUCCGACUUUGGAUCGACCCACUUUGGACAGACGCCUCCCAUGCACGUACCAGAAUUCUCCGAAAUUAUGAGCUUCAAGACACGGAGGCAACGCUCCAAGAGCGGAGUAAGCUCCAUAUCUGUUGCGACCGAGAGCAUCACGAAAGAGCGGCCAAAGACAGCUGCACGACCCUCUUCGCGCGACUCUAUCUCCAGCGCCAUACCACCACCCAUCCGGACCAUGGCGAGACGCCCGAGUGUAACCUCGGUAUCUAGCGACAAUGGCGAUGGGCGGUCGCCAUCUAGUGGCGCUUAUGAAUGGGGCCGAAUAGAUAUCGAGCGGAAUGCUGACCAGGCAGCAUCCCCUGCGCCCUCGCCCCAUGUCCGCAGGGGCGACCGCGGGGGCUACGAUGCCGACUCUCUCUAUAACUACGCCUCGCUUCGGAACAGGCAUAAGCUCGAUGACGUCGUGGAAACGGUGCCGAGGAGGAGGAGCAGCCUACGUCACUCGUCCAUCUCCUCGGCGACGCCUACGACGUCCAGCAUGAGCUCGAACCCAUUCGGGAGACCGCACUCCCGCCACACGGCCCAGACGUCGCUGGACCUGCCUUUACACUCGCCCACUUUUACGUCGAGUCACAGCUCAUUGGUGAGCGGAAGCGGGACCGGGCUCACCAGUUCGUCAUAUUGUGCGCACCCCGAGAGCGGACUGCAGACACCUGUCACAUCGUCGGCGGCGGCAACGAUUGUGAGGCAGAGCUCGUUCAACAUGGACGAUUAUCUGUCUUCGGAAGACGAGAUGGAAGGCGAACCAUUUUUGGUAUCAAAGCGACCCAAGAUGCCGGACGACGAGACGCUUCUCUUCAAUGAUGCGGGAUACGGUAUGCGUGGAACUCAGCUUCCGGGUCUUUUCGAAGCCAUCCCUGAGAUUCCAUACGAGAGCCCGCCGAAGUCAUCACAAUAUCUUAGUGACUCCUUUAGCCGCCGCCCUCUCGCGCCUCUUUCGAGGCCACCCGAUUUUAGUCCUCGCCCUUAUGCCCUCGAGACAGAUGACGAGGACGAACUGGGUGGCCUCGGCGAAGAAGCACCCCUUCCGAUUAGGGACAUUUCCGCCCGCGUCAAGGCGAUGCGAGCUGCCCUCUACGAAGCCAUCGCCGAGGAAAAGCUGGGCAAGGUGGAUGUCAAGGCUGCGGUGAGAAUGAGGAAGGAGGCAAAGGCGAGAGAGAGGGCGUCGGCGAGGAAGGCCAAUGGGAGAGUUGAUCUUGAUGACGGGCAUCACGCUGAUGUGGAGUGA
This is a messenger RNA of Scedosporium apiospermum, 2529 nucleotides long. RefSeq lists its product as uncharacterized. The transcript is spliced from 2 exons. Bases 1 to 2529 code for a protein of 842 amino acids. Lineage: Eukaryota; Fungi; Ascomycota; Sordariomycetes; Microascales; Microascaceae. The record is from RefSeq and is a predicted model, not a curated record.